CACCCAGCCCGGAGGCUGAAAGCCUGGAGGUGGGAUUAAGCCAGGCUUUACUUGAUCUCCUCCCAGCGACCAGGCUUUAUAAAUCCCCUUGUGCCACCCGUCACAGCACCCAAGGGUGCCCUGGGGGCUCGCCAGCAUGGCGCAGCAGCGCCGCGUCCAGCUUUCCACCCAGCGUCCCACCAGCACCGUCUGCGUGCUGGGCACCGAGCUCUCCCUCGAUGUCUGCGGAUCCGCACCCAAAGACGCCGUCACCUUCCACGUGCAGGGAACACCAGGAGUGAAGCUCUAUGUGGUGCAUGACACACAGAGCAUCAAGCUGCCCUCCAGCGUGAGCCGCUGGCCCCUGGCCUCCAGUGCCGAGGUGCUGCUGGCCAUGGAUGCUCUCAGCAAGGACGUGGGUGAUGAAAAGGUCAGGAUUUCCUAUUUCGGGGAGGCCGGCGGGGUGCCCGUGGGCAGAGCCAUGCUGUACCUCACCUGCGUGGAGGUCUCGCUGGAUGCUGACAUUACCCGCGGUGGGACGGUGAGCAGGACGCUGCUGGAUAAGGCAACGUGGACAUGGGGUCCUGAUGGACACGGGGCCAUCCUGCUGGUGAACUGUGACCGUGAUGAUCCUAAAGCCAAGAUGUUGGAUAACAGUGACACUGCCAUCCGCUCUUAUGAUGACCUGAAGGAUAUGUCGCAGAUGGUGCUGCGCACCCGAGGUCCCCGCACCAUCUUCACCGGCCACCGCCUCGUCCUCCACGUGGACUAUAGUGAUGCUGAUAAAGUCGGUGUUUUCUACGGCGGCAACAGUGUUGCACUGGAGGAGUACAAGCACGUCCUGGGGGGCUCAAAGCUUGCCUACACCGUCAAACCCAGCCGGCAUCAGGAGGAGAGCAUCUUCUACGUGGAGGGACUCGCCUUCCCUGAUGUUGGCUUUUCGGGGCUGGUGGCUUUCCAUGUCACGCUGCUGGAGAGCCCCGAGAAGGGGCUGUUGGAGACUCCCAUUUUCACCGACACCGUGGUAUUCCGCAUGGCUCCGUGGAUCAUGACCCCCAACACCGCAGCACCGCUGGAGGUCUUUGUCUGCAGUGUGGACAACAACGAGGAUUUCGUGGCGGCCGUGGGUGCUGUGGCUGAGAAAGCCAAGUGCCCGCUCACUGUGUGCCCGCUGCUGGAGAACCGCCAGGACCGCUGGAUCCAGGAUGAAGUUGAAUUCGGCUACGUGCAAGCUCCCCACAAGACCUUCCCCGUCGUCUUUGACUCGCCCCGUGACCGGGGGCUGAAGGAUUUCCCUGUCAAGAGCAUCCUGGGCCCUGAUUUUGGUUACGUGGCCCGGCAAGCACCGGAGGGUACUUCCAGCCUGGAUUCCUUUGGGAAUUUGGAGGUGAGCCCCCCUGUGACAGUGCAGGGCAAGGAGUACCCCUUGGGCCGCAUCCUGAUCGGCAGCAGCUUCCCCAGGUUUGGUGGCAGGAGGAUGGCAAAGGCUGUCAAGGACUUUCUCACUGCCCAGAAGGUGCAGGCACCGGUGGAGCUGUUCUCAGACUGGCUUGCUGUUGGCCACGUGGAUGAGUUCCUCAGCUUCGUCCCUGCACCCGAUAGGAAGGGUUUUCGGCUGCUCCUGGCCAGCCCCAGCGCCUGCUACCAGCUCCUCAAGGAGAAGCAAGAGGAGGGCUUCGGCGAGGCAGCGAUGUUCCAUGGACUGGAAGGGGUGCCCAGGACAACCAUAACCGAGAUUCUGGCUGACGAAGGGCUCCGGAAAUUCAAUAGUUAUGUCCAGAGCUGCAUCAACUGGAACAGGGACAUCCUGAAGCACUCGCUGGGCUUGGCCGAGCCCGACAUCCUCGACAUUCCCCAGCUCUUCCGAGGUGAUGCUGCCCAAGGCGCCGAAGCUUUCUUCCCAGACAUGGUGAACAUGCUGGUGCUGGGCAGGCACUUGGGCAUCCCCAAGCCCUUUGGACCGCAGGUGGGUGGGCAGUGCUGCCUGGAGGAGCGGGUGCGGGCGCUGCUGGAGCCCCUCGGCCUCACCUGCACCUUCAUCGACGACUACUUCUCCUACCACGUCUUCUCCGGGGAGGUCCAUUGCGGCACCAACGUCCGCCGUAAGCCCUUCACCUUCAAAUGGUGGCACAUGGUGCCUUGAGGUGGCUUCAGCCCCCGUGUCCCUCCUCUCCGCAUCCCUGUCCCCAUCCCACAAGUGCCUUCAGCGGUGGUGGCAGUCGGCCUGUCCAAAAUAAAGCAGGGCUGCAGGUUUCUCCU
This is a messenger RNA of Strigops habroptila (Kakapo), 2238 nucleotides long. Its product is annotated as protein-arginine deiminase type-3-like. The transcript is spliced from 16 exons. Gene Ontology annotation, molecular function: protein-arginine deiminase activity; calcium ion binding. Gene Ontology annotation, cellular component: cytoplasm. Lineage: Eukaryota; Metazoa; Chordata; Aves; Psittaciformes; Psittacidae. Bases 137 to 2122 code for a protein of 661 amino acids. The record is from RefSeq and is a predicted model, not a curated record.